CUUGUGUAUGAGACCAAUCCACGCCAAGUCAAUGCUAUCGACUGCGGGAUCUACAUGCUUCACUACUUCUACAAAAUCAUGUGCCACCUUGACGCGAACCCGUCUCGGUCGUUGGCGGAUGCACUGGAAGAGAUGACGCGGGGCUCGUUCAACGUUAUUAAGGCUUCCAGGUCGACUUGUUCCCUU
Phytophthora sojae is the source of this 186-nucleotide messenger RNA. RefSeq lists its product as hypothetical. The transcript has a single exon. The record is from RefSeq and is a predicted model, not a curated record. The annotation marks the transcript as partial. Lineage: Eukaryota; Oomycota; Peronosporomycetes; Peronosporales; Peronosporaceae.